AUGGUGAUUGUGCAAUCGAAUGUGAUCAGUUCGAACGGCGUCGGAGGAGCUCAGCUGCCGAACAUCGACUGGGACAUCAACGAUCCGAGCGUACCGAUUGUGACCGAGGCGGACUAUGAGCCGUUCAACGAGUGGAGUGAUGGCCACUGCCGGGCGAUCUACCGGCCGACCAGCGAGGAAGCAAAGCGACACUCGUCCGGUUGGGCAAUGCGCAACACCAACAAUCACAACGUGAACAUCCUGAAGAAAAGCUGCCUAGGCGUUCUGGUGUGUUCCGCACGCUGUAAGCUCCCGAACGGUGGACAGAUUCACCUACGGCCGGCGAUCUGUGACAAGGCCCGACGCAAGCAGCAAGGAAAAGCAUGCCCCAAUAGAACAUGCAUUGGAGGAAUUCUGGAGAUUCUCCCGUGCCGGGGACACUGUGGAUACCCGGUUACACACUUCUGGCGACACACACCACACGCGAUAUUCUUCCAAGCGAAAGGAGUACAUGAUCAUCCGCGUCCAGAGGCCAAGUCCUCCGGAGAGACACGGCGCGUACUGGGACUUGGACGUCGGGAGCGAGUGCUGCGGACGGUACAGUCCAAGAUGAACAAGAUAAACGGCAUCAAACAGUCAAAGAAGUCAACCAAACAGAUGUACACCAUCACAAAGACCACGAGCUACAGUUCGAUCUCAUCGAACGAAAUUGGCAAAUCGCCAGAUUCCUCCUUCGACGAAGGCGGCUACCAGAUGGAGUAUCUUAAUGGAUCCAGCGUACCAGGAGGGUGUUCGUACAACUCGGGUCAGCAUGCAGCAGCACCAACCUCGACCACGCAACCGUUGCAUCAGCAAUCCCAAACCCACCAGUAUCCCCAGAACGUGGACUAUAGCCAGAACUGUUUCUACGACAACUCGAACUUUAUCCACCCGGAAGAGAUCUUCCAACUGGAUCAACCGUUGCGACCGGUGGCUGGAGUUGGUGGCAAGUAUCAGCCUCACCAACAGCAACACAACCACCACUCGCUGGGAAGUCCUCCGGUGACCUCCAUUUUCGACAUGGACGGAGGAGACCAUCAGCCACACCAGAACGGGACGCUCUACUACGGAGCCGAUGUUAGCGCGGGACGGUACUUCGACUGCGUAAAGUAUGAGAGCAGCACCGACACUGACACGGCCAGCCUCACCAGCAGCGGCUGCUCGAGUGUGCUCGAUGACAUUGCGUACUACGGUGCUGGCGGGCCGCAGGUCGAUUAUCAGAGCGGCUCCAACAAUAACACCCUGGCGCAGCUCGACAUGAACAAGCUCGGUCUGCGUGCGUGCGAUGGUAUUAAUUCGUUCUUUAUUAGUCAAUCGAGUUGCGUGUCACCGACGACUAAUGAGCGUAAGACAGUCGCCCCAACCCCACCGGCAGGGUCCACCGUUCCCGGGCCGGCUCAAUUGGAUGCGUACGGUGGUUCCCCUCCGGCCGGGGUGUGCAUGGGCUACGAAAACUAUAGUGCGUCCUCCUCGCCAAACUCCUCGCACCUCUACACCGCCAGUGGAGCGACCUACGAAAACUCCGCGUUACCACAAUCGCUCGGAUCUCUGGUACCAUCCCCCGACGGAAUGGUACCAACAUCUCCCCACAUGUCGGGCGGCGCUACCGUUUCUUCCUCCGUCGACCUACAACAGCCUAUCCAGGGUGCGUCAACGAGCGGCGGUGACUGGUGGAAUAAUAGCUUCUUCCAAUCGACCGAAAUUGCGCCCGCGGUCGGUAGCUGGACGCAGGCCUACGACGAAACUGUUUUGCCCGACGGCACGCACAAUCAUCACCCUCAUCAUCAUCAUCAGCAGCAGCAGCAGCAGCAGUACUAUGGACUCGAGCAGUGUGAAUAUCUCAGCUAG
Molecule: messenger RNA, 1866 nt
Organism: Anopheles coustani
Lineage: Eukaryota; Metazoa; Arthropoda; Insecta; Diptera; Culicidae
Product: transcription factor glial cells missing-like
Exons: 4
Coding region: 1-1866 (621 amino acids)
Biological process (GO): gliogenesis; regulation of transcription by RNA polymerase II
Cellular component (GO): nucleus
Molecular function (GO): DNA-binding transcription activator activity, RNA polymerase II-specific; RNA polymerase II cis-regulatory region sequence-specific DNA binding
Source: RefSeq, a predicted model, not a curated record